Molecule: messenger RNA, 447 nt
Organism: Trichomonas vaginalis G3
Lineage: Eukaryota; Parabasalia; Trichomonadida; Trichomonadidae
Product: calcium-binding protein family
Exons: 1
Coding region: 1-447 (148 amino acids)
Molecular function (GO): calcium ion binding
Source: RefSeq, a predicted model, not a curated record
AUGGCUCUAACACCAGAGGAAAUCAAAGAGUAUAAGUCAUUAUUUGAAGAAUACGAUACAAAUAAAAAUGGUACACUCGAAGUAAGCGAAAUUUCUUCCAUUUUACGCAAAGUUAAGGGACAUAGACCCACAAAGAGACAAAUCACAAACUUAAUGUCAAAAGUAGAUAAGAAUCAUGAUAAUGUUCUUUCGUUAGAUGAGUUCCUCGAAGCAAUGUCUCAGAUGGCUUUGUCAAAAGAAAAAGAAGCAAGAGAAGUUUUUAAUACUAUUGAUACAGAUAAAAGCGGUUCAAUUACUAAAGAAGAAUUACUCAAAUUCAUGGAAAUUGUAAACCAGGAAGUCUCAUUACCUGAUGUUGACUGCAUCUUUGAUAAGUAUGAUGUUAGUCAAGACGAUAAGAUCAAUUUUAGUGAAUUCCUUAAGAUGUACCGUGAGCUUGGAUUUUAA